Contarinia nasturtii (swede midge) is the source of this 1910-nucleotide messenger RNA. RefSeq lists its product as uncharacterized. The record is from RefSeq and is a predicted model, not a curated record. Lineage: Eukaryota; Metazoa; Arthropoda; Insecta; Diptera; Cecidomyiidae. The transcript has 2 exons. Bases 759 to 1727 code for a protein of 322 amino acids.
UCAUACACACAGAACGAAAAAGAGAAGAAGACGGCGACAAAAUAAUAAUACAAUUUACAGUAGACAUAAAAACGUGUAUAUUUCAUCUUUCUGUUGUUUAUUUUCCAAGUUGUAAGUUUUUUGAAAUUAUUAUUAAGUUUUUUGUUAGUUUAAAGCUUAUACGGUAAACACAUACAUCGUAUGCAGGACAUUUAACAGUGAUAUUCACUUAAGCAGCUUUGAUGUGCCGGGUAAACAUGAAUUUUGCUAUGCAAAUGACAGUGUUCCAGCUAUACGAUGCGUUCAAAUGGGUGUAUAUCAAAGUGUAAUCACAUUCCAGUUUUGCUCUGGAAGUAUUCUGGCUUCAAAUGAGAUUAAUUUGUGGAGAUCAAAUCCGUCGAUUCUGUCAUAAUGGAUAAUCUCAAAUUGAUGGAAGCAACGAGUCAAAAUCAGCCGGAAUUUUUUGGAUUGAACGACGAUUGUAUUCGACCAAUUCUUGAUUGUUUAUCGAUUGAAGAACUGUCUCUUAUGAAAAUGACAUGUAAACGUAUCUAUUCGCUUGCCAAUGAAAGCUUUUGCAACACAUAUAAAAACGAAACCGUUGUUUUUUCCGUAAACCGGCGAAAGUUUACCCCUAAAGUAUUUAAAGAGCAUUUUCAAUCGUUUAAAUUUCUGAUGCCAAGAAUACAUUGUUCGUACGCAGGAAAGAAGACAUUCCAAACGAUGGGCAAGAAAAUGCAUAAAAAUGUGAAAUUCAUUAGUUUAUAGAUGCCUUAAAAAUGUGCGAUGAAUAUUGUGUCUACGCCAAAGACAUCCUUGCGCUCGUUGAUACGAUUGAACUGAAGCGGUGUGCGUCAAUUAAAUGUUUAUUGAAAUACUGCACGAAGUUGGAGUACUUGAUACUUGACGACAUACAACCUAAAGAGCUAAUAUCACAGAAAUAUCCAGCUAUCAAACAGUUGGGCUGGACAUCAGACAAUUUACCACCACAGUUAAAAGAAUUCAUGGUAAAUAAUCCAAAUAUAACAGCAUUUUUUGCCUCUAACCAAAAUCCAAUUGAAACAACAGACUGGCUACUAGAAACCGGCCGGUUCAAAGUCAAAUUAAAUGAUUUGGUGUUGAAAAUUUGUAAUUUUAAAAAUGCAGAAUAUCUAAAUGCAUUGCAAAUGAAUGUUCCAGGAAUCAUCAAAAAUGUGAUGUCACUGCACAAAAAUCAACAGAUCAAAACAUUACACUUGGAAAUAAAAUAUUUGGAUUUUUUGCUCCAUCCAAAGUUGCCGGAGAUCGAGUUUUUGGAAAGCGCUCAUGUUUAUAUUGAAGACGCACAUAGAAAAUCAAUCGAAUCAAUAAGUCGCGGUAUGAGAAAUCUUAAAUUUCUGUUUUAUUAUAACAAGUAUCGUGCCAAAAAGAGCGAAUAUCAAAUGUUGGCACAAAAUUUGACCGAACUAGAAGAAUUUCAUACAAUUAGUGUUGGAUCAAUAGAUGUUGUAAUGCCAUUUAUACGAUAUUCACCAAAACUUAGAGUUAUGUUUCUGGAAACAAGUGAAUUAUAUCCAACGGCCAAAAAUGUUUCACUCGAAUUGUUGCAUAAGGAACGCCACAAGCUGGAAAAUGCAUGCAAAUUAACGAUUUAUGUGGAUGAACCAACUUAUUUGAAUUCACCGAUAAACAGUUGCGGUUUAGUGGAAAUUAAGCGCACGGCGUCCUAUCCACUUUCGAAACAUCCGAUACGACCACUUAAAAGUUAGUUGCGGAAUGGCUUUUUUAGGGAAAUGAAAAUAGUGAUAAGAUACACUUCAAUGUAUGAUUGAAGUUUAUUCUGAUCAUAGGGCGAAUCACGCUAGUGAAUACUAGAAAAACUAGUAAAUCUAGUGCAAAGAAUGACGUCACAAACGAAGCCAACUUCACACCAAAGGCCAUAUAAUUUAUAU